Molecule: messenger RNA, 1056 nt
Organism: Akanthomyces muscarius
Lineage: Eukaryota; Fungi; Ascomycota; Sordariomycetes; Hypocreales; Cordycipitaceae
Exons: 6
Coding region: 1-1056 (351 amino acids)
Biological process (GO): phosphate-containing compound metabolic process
Cellular component (GO): cytoplasm; nucleus
Molecular function (GO): magnesium ion binding; inorganic diphosphate phosphatase activity
Source: RefSeq, a predicted model, not a curated record
AUGCAUUGGUGUUUUGUUUCCUGUUCUCUUCACCACCGGGUCAAAAAUUCCAAAAUGCGCUCCAUUUUGCCCUUGAUCUCGCUCGCAUGCAGCGUUGCUGCGAGCGGCUCCACGGCCCAGGCCACUGUCAAGCCAUUUGAUGCCAGCGCUCUGAGCUUGAGGGAGGUUGGCGCGCGCAACACUUUGGAUUGGCGUAUUUGGUUGGAGCAGGACGGUACCCCGAUUUCUUUCUGGCAUGACAUUCCCCUCUAUCCCCAAGGGAAUGUCUCCAACAUUAUCAACAUGUAUGUCGAGAUUCCGCGAUGGACAGAUGCCAAGAUUGAAACAAAGCGAAACGAGCCUUUGAACCCCAUCUUCCAUGAUGACAAGAAAAAGAAGCCUCGAUUUGUCUUUAGUGUUUGGCCUCAGAAGACGUACCCCUUCAACUAUGGUUCCAUUCCCCAGACAUGGGAGGACUCAACUAUCCCCCACCCUUUUACCGGCUAUAUCGGCGACAAUGACCCGAUGGACAUUUUCGACGUCAGCUCGCUGGAGCCUCCCCAUGUGGGACAAUUGAAGCAGGUCAAGGUCCUAGGCGGACUGGCAAUGAUUGAUGAAAACACAACCGACUGGAAAGUCCUCGCCAUCGAUGUCAAGGAUCCCAUUGCUUCGCUGGUGACCACUGUUGAUGAUUUGGAGAAAUUCCGACCCGGAAGUAAACAGACAUUUUACGACUGGUUCAUUUACUACAAGGUCAUCAAGGGCUCGGGCAAGAACUUCAUCUACGGUGACAAGUUCCAGGAUCCGGACACCAUGCUCGCGAUGAUUCGCGAGAGUAACGAAUUUUGGCGCAAGCUGAUGCGUGGCGAAACGAAAAAGGAAAAGAUCAACCGCGACCAGACGUCGAACCCGCGUUGGUGCAAGACGUUCGUCGCCUCAAGCAACGCUACCGCCAAAUUUAACAUUCCGGCGAAGAGCAACGUCCUGCCCCCGGCCGAGAGGCCUGCGCAGUACGACCGCUGGUAUUAUCUCGACAAGGACUUCAACAUUGCGCCGGGACAGGUGAUUGAAGAGUGA